Molecule: messenger RNA, 1770 nt
Organism: Arachis ipaensis
Lineage: Eukaryota; Viridiplantae; Streptophyta; Magnoliopsida; Fabales; Fabaceae
Source: RefSeq, a predicted model, not a curated record
UGCCAUUUACAGGCACUUCUCCAGUUUGGUGAUUUGAUUUUGGUGUGUUUGUGAGGAGGAGGAGGGUGCUUCUGUUCUAAACCAAGCACACCACCCCCCUCAAACCCCAUUUCCCAUUUCCCAUAAAUAACCAAACUUUCUUCAAUACCCAUUUCCCCAUUUCCCCCCUUUCUCCAUUCCCCACCUCCUUUCAUUUCAUUCUCCCUCCUUUCUUCUCCAAUGGCUUCCGAAGGCUUCACCGACAAGAAUGCAGUGUUCCGUAAACUCAAGUCCAAGCCCGAAAACAAGAUGUGUUUUGAUUGCAAUGCUAAGAACCCAACUUGGGCCUCCGUUACCUACGGGAUCUUCCUCUGCAUCGAUUGCUCCGCUACUCACCGGAGUCUUGGUGUGCACAUCAGCUUCGUCAGAUCUACAAAUUUAGACUCGUGGAGUCCUGAACAGCUAAAAAUGAUGAGCUUUGGAGGAAACAAUCGUGCACAGGUUUUCUUUAAGCAGCAUGGAUGGACUGAUGGUGGUAAAAUAGAGGCCAAGUAUACGUCAAGAGCUGCAGAGUUAUAUAAACAACUUCUUUCUAAGGAAGUUGCUAAGAGUAUGGCUGAGGAAGCAGGUUCAUCGUCAUCACCUGUUGAUUCUCACUCUUCCCAAGCACCUAAUGGACUUCCUGAAAUAAAGACCAAUGGAUUACCAAAGGAAAAGAAUCUAGGAAAGCCUGAAAUUCCUGAGAAGACCACUUCCCCAAGAGCUUCACAUACAGUCGUCUCCAGCACUGUCAAGAAGCCUAUUGGUACCAAAAAACCUGGCAAGACUAGUGGACUUGGUGCCCGGAAGCUCACAACAAAGCCAAGUGAGUCUCUUUAUGACCAGAAGCCUGAAGAACCACCUGCUCCAGUACCCACCUCAACAAAAAGCAGUUUUCCUGCCGGGCCAUCAACAUCUCGGUUUGAGUAUGUAGAACAUGUCCAAGCACCUGAGAUGAAUUCUGGAGGUCUGGCUACAAAUAUGCAUGGUCAUGUUGCUCCACCAAAGUCAUCAAGCUUCUUUGCAGACUUCGGGAUGGACAAUGGUUUUCCUAGGAAAUCUGGGCCAAGUCCAACUAAAGUGCAAAUUCAAGAAUCUGACGAAGCAAGAAAGAAGUUCUCAAAUGCUAAAUCUAUUUCUUCCUCCCAAUUUUUUGGAGAUCAGAACAAAGCUGCAGACAUGGCUACGCAAGCUACUUUGUCAAAGUUUUCAGGUUCAUCUGCCAUCUCCAGUGCUGAUCUUUUUGGCGACUCAUCAGACAGCUCCAUUGAUCUUGCUGCCAGUGACCUCAUCAACCGACUAUCUUUCCAGGCACAACAGGAUAUCUCUUCCCUUAAAAACAUUGCUGGUGAGACUGGGAAGAAGCUAAGCUCCUUGGCCAAUACAUUGAUGACAGAUCUUCAGGACCGGAUACUCUAAAAACUGUAUGUUUUUGUAUCAAUGCAAAAAACUCCUUCAACUCUGCAACUUUUGCUUCGAAUGUAAUUCAAGAGUGCAAUUUAUACGAUUCUUUGCGAUACAAAAAUAAGAUAUUAAUUUUCAGGGUUGUGCUAGAUUGUUGUUUAUAUUUUGUAUCACAUGUAUUAUUAUUUGAUGAUAUUUCAAGUUUAUGCCUCUUUGUAAUGAACUCAACAGUGUCAUCUUGUAUCAAUUUGAAAAUGACACUCCUUUACUUUUGUAACAAGAUUCCCUUCAUGUUCAUUGUGUAAUGUACCAACUUUUGGUUCUCCAAAUAACAUUAUUGUUUGUCAA